Messenger RNA from Cotesia glomerata, 3829 nucleotides. RefSeq lists its product as uncharacterized. Lineage: Eukaryota; Metazoa; Arthropoda; Insecta; Hymenoptera; Braconidae. Bases 596 to 2989 code for a protein of 797 amino acids. The record is from RefSeq and is a predicted model, not a curated record. The transcript is spliced from 11 exons.
AAACCUCGAACCACCUCUUAUUUAGAAGCCAAAAGAAAAGAGAGGCGCCACUAGUUCAGCCCUUUGGAGUAUGACGUUUCGAUCAACGACUCCAAACCAACGAGGAUUUCAGUCUGAUCCGGACGUUCUAGUAGAGUGUGUGUUCUAUGAGUUUUAAUACUAGACUGUACUUUAUUCUGAUGCAAAUCAACACACUCAGUUUACCUUCAAUCAAUUUAUCUAAUUGUCAUGUAUUUAAAAAUGGAUUAGAUUUUUAUAUAGACUAAUAAAGUUACUUAGUGUUUUUCAGAAGUUAUCCAUUACUUAUGGAAUAUGUCAGUCUUGAAUAUUAUACAGAAUUAGCUGAUGUGUAGUGUAAAGCUUCCAGCAGCCGAUCGAUAAUGUACAUUUUCAUUUUGUCUACGAAUAUUUUUAGUCUUCAGAUAUUAUGUUAACUUUUUUGAGUUAAUUGUAAUUACAUAUUUUUAAUUACUAUUUGUUGUUUACUUUUUUAAGAGUGCCAUUAUCAAUUUUCGAAAUAUUACAAACUGGAGUGUAAUGAGGGGUAUCGGAUGAAAAUACAACUACUCAGGUACAAGAUCCGACUUACGGAAUUAUGCCGCCACUGUUUAAAAACUUAAGAAACCCAUUACUACUUCUGAUAAUCAUAGCAAGUAGUCGGGCAUACAAUUCAAAACAAACAGAAUGCGCAUUUUCACCACAAUGGGAAGGUACAUGGUUUCAAAGUGGUGUCAGACAGCCAAUCCUAAUAUCAAAAAAUAUUUUAUCUAGUAAAGGUAGAUGUCUUCGUAACGAAGGAGACAAGUUUCUUGUUGUUGAUGAAAAAUCGUGCUAUCGGUGUGUUGUCAUUCACGAAAAACAUACGAACGUCUUGCAGUACAAAGAAACGUUCUGCCACACCAGAAAUUCUCUGGCGUCACUUUGUUCAUACAUAACCGGUGACGCACUGCUUUAUUCAAUGUUUCGGGAGGAGUCGAUAGCUGUAUCUUGUCCUUUUCGUGGUCCUAUGACAUUCACUUACAACCGAGGGCAUGGAACAUGUUCAAGUCCAAUCAGUAACGUUGACACCUGCACUGAUGAUAGUAGACUUCUCUUUAGAUAUCAAGCAUGUCCAGACGUACCUGCAUCCGAAAGUGCAAUAGAAGAGCUUGAAUGCAUAGCAUUAUGGAAAGAAGGAAGUAGUCGAUACUUGGUAGGUCGACUACACCACGGCCAUGCUUCAAGUAACGAAGAGCGUUAUAGAUGUUUUGUCUAUGAACGAGUUAGUCCCAGUAUUAGUGGUCUAGGCAGAGCAAUUUUAGGAAUGGAUACUAUUGAUCAAGAGAUUACCUUCCCAGCGAUUGGACCUAUACUUGAAAAUGCUCCAGAUGUAUACCGAGUUGCUCAAAGUGGUGAUGCUACUUGUAAUGGUCUGUUUAGUCCUAUGGAAGGGUCACGGACAAUGACGUUAACAAAAGCUUCAACUCCAGGAAGGUGUCCCUUUCCAGAAUGGCUUACUGGCUUUUCUAAUAGUGGUCUCACAUGGCAUACGUUAGACAUGAGCAGAUCGUACACUUUUCAUUCUCGAAAUGCGACUCUGCAUAUAUCCAGGAUUAAUUCCAGCAAUUCUUCGUUUGAUGCUAGUUCCUUCGGUUCUCCAGAUAUUGUCGAUAAUGAAGAAGAACAAGAUAUCAAAAUUGUUUGCAAUAGCAUAAGACAAUCAAAUCCCUCACAGACAAUAACAAUGCUUGUAGCUCAUUUCACAGUUGGCUGCCAAAGUGGUUUUAUAUGCAUGACGUUUUACAAGAGGGAUAGUCACAUCAUGGAAGUGCAAACUGGAAAUAGCGCUCUAACACGAGAGGAAGCAUGUGGCCAUUCUAACUAUCAAUCUCAUAAUAUUCCUUACCUUACAUUAGUUGCCAGUUCUUCAAUACCACAACAGUGUCCUUAUCUUGGAAAAUUCACAGUAACCGGUAUCAAUCGUAACCAAAGAAACACACGUGAAAAUUCAAAAUCUUUCCAAAAGUCUUUAAUUAUUCAAAUACAACCAACUGAAAGAGUUAGACAUACUGAAGAUCGUAAAUAUGAAAAUUUUGAAAUUGAUACUAAAAGAAGAAGUAUUAAUAAUAAAUAUUCGAUCCGCGAACAUAUCGGACGAAAAGUCAGGUCUAACCAUUCAAACCGUUAUCAUAGUAACAUUAAAGGCACAAGAACUCGCAGAAAAUCCAUUGUAGAAGUAACUAAUAAAUCACCUUAUAGAAUAGCAAGAAGUCCAAAAAUAAAUAAUUGGCGAAUGGACUUGGAUAAAAUUCUUAAUCUUCAUAAAUCUUGGUCUUCAAAAUCAAAAUAUAAUGCAUUGCAAAAACUUCAAGCAUUAAAUGAAUAUUUUGAAGAUUUUGGAAAUGAAAGCAAACAACUGAGAAAGUUAUUUGAUUCAAAAGUAAUUCAGAAAAUUGCCCUUUCAAAUAAUAAUUUUUCACGAGUGAAACGAAACUUUGAAAUAAGAGUCAAUGAUAAAAGCAAUAAUAAUUUUGGAAAAAGAGAAAAACGAGAAAACGAUAAGCUUCCAUGUAAUUCUGAAAUCACUACAUUGACUAUUGGUUGUUCGACUGCUGAUCGAAUGGAAUUUCAGAGCGAAUGUAUAGAUGAUACUGCAUCUAUAACAGCUUAUUCAUGCCACGGUAGGUGGUUUGACAAUGAAGGAACACAGUUCGUAAUAGCAACACCUUUAAUUCCAAAAACUGAUCGGAUUAACGAUAAAACUGAAUCUCAGACUUUCGGAAGCAGUCCAAGAUUAUGCUUUAUGUACCGUGAGAAUGGCGGUGUUGUAAGUCUAACUGCAAGUCCAGUAGCGUGUCAAAGAGGUGUCUCUUCAUCUUCUCCAGUAUUGGCUUUCAACGUGACAAGCAUUGGUCGCUGCACGGAUGAUAACAGUAGCAUAAAUCUGCGAGCAUCGAGCCUGAUUAUGAUCACGGCUGUAGUCAUAUUGUACCUUGACAGUCUCAGGUGAUUUUGAUCGUCAUUUGAUUUCAUAAUCCAACUUAUAAAAUUCCGUGAUAAAUACUGCACAAAAUGUAAAAAGUGUUAAAUCAUUCUUUUGCUAACUCUAUGAAAAGUAAUUUUUAAGUAAUUGAGAAAAUAUACGCACCAACGUUUUUUAAUGUAAAAUAAUAAAAUAACUGCAUUUGCUGAACAAAAGUUCAUCGAAUUAUAGCGCGUAAUUAUAAUCUGUAUAAAAUUUCAUAGAUUUUUUACCCGUACUAUAAAUAUAUGGCAUUUUAAAUGAUUGUAGAGAAAAAAUCACCUACAGUUAAUUCAUAUCAAAUGAUAUAGCAAUAGAUACAAUUUUUUCAUAGAAUGAAACUGGAAUUUUAGGAUAAUAAUAUCGCUUGUACGACAGUUCAAGUUUCAAUAAUAAUUAUCAUGUAGAUAUUGAUUAUAACUUACAACUUAAAAGAAAAAAUGAACUUUUUCCGACAAUGAUGUGUAUAGAAUAUACAUGUAAGUAGAUUUUAAGAAUGUGAUCCAACGCAAUACAAUUCAUACUGUAAAAUGAAAUUUUAAUAUUUAUACUAAUAAAGUUGAUUAAGAAACAUGAAAGGAUAUUAACUUCAAAACAUGUAACGAGUAACAACAACAACAAAAACAACUUAUGAUUUUAGAGUUAAUAAUAAUAAUAAUAAUAAUAAUAAUAAUAAUAUUUUUUAGAUGGAAUGAGAAUAAUUAUUGAAUCAAUUCUAAGAAAAAUACGAAAUUGUUAUUACAAAGUAAAUGUGUAUAAUGUAAAUUGCUGUAACUGUGAUCAAUUGUCAUGUGUAAUAAAAUGAAGAAAAAGAGGUCAAACAUCAAA